AUGGCUGCGCACAGUGGAAGCUGCGUAGGCUUGGAUGUCGAGGCAAUACAGCGACAAUAUCCAGACAUCAAACAACUUACAGGCAUUCAGACCAAAGCUAUUCAAGCUUUACUUAGUUCUGACAGUGAUGUGUUCGUUGUAAGUCGCACUGGAAGUGGUAAAUCGUUAUGUUUUUAUGCUUUGCCGGCUUUGCGACCAUCGAGCGUGGUGAUAGUUUUGUCACCACUGCUGAGUAUUAUGGAGGAGCAGGUGUUAUACCUCAGAGCCCAUGAUGUCACUGCAACAUACAUCGGAAGAAAUGAAACUGAAGAUGAAGACAUCAGGAAUGCAAAAUUUCAAGUGCUUUUUGGCAGUCCAGAAAUGAUAAUUGGUAAUGAAAAAUGGAGAAAGGUGUGGAAAUCAGACGUCUACCAAACCAGAGUGCUUGCCAUUGUAGUUGACGAAGCCCACACAGUAACAUUGUGGGGUGAAGAUGGUCCAGGUGAGAAAGCUUUUCGUGAAUGUUUUUCCAGAAUUGGUGAACUGCGUUCACUUUUGACAGCGCCAUUGAUGGCUCUUACUGCAACAGCUAGUUCUUCCAAGAGAAAGAAAAUCAUGUCAAGGUUAAAUAUGAAAAAUACAAGGACAUUAAUGUUGGUAGAAAGUCCAGACAGACCUAAUAUCAAAUUAGGAAUUGCACAAGUGAAAAGGACAGAGAACCAUAUUGCUGAAUCAUUUGAAUGGUUGUUAGAAAUACUUGAGAAACAGAAGGAAAAUAUGGAAAGGUACAUCAUUUUUUGCAAGUCCAUACAGGACUGUGCAAGAAUCCAUUUUCUGUUUAAUACAAAACUGAAAUCACUGGGUAGAAUGUAUAAUAUGUUUCACAGCAAGACCCCUAAUGCAAUUAAACAACUAAUAAAGGAAGAUAUGAGCAUUGAUGGAAACAUAAAAGUAUUGAUUUGCACUAAUGCUGCUGGAAUGGGGGUGAACUUUCACAAUGUCCAUAAUAUUAUUCACUAUGGUCCACCCAGAGAACUGGACACUUUUCUGCAACAAAUAGGGAGAGGAGGAAGAGAUGGCAAGCAGUCACAACAACUGUUAAUCUACAAUAAAACUCAGAUUCGAAAGAUAGAUCUUGAUAUGUUAUCAUACAUUCGUAACCAAACAGAAUGUCGAAGGAAAAUCCUCCUUCAAAACUAUAAUGUAACGUGUACCGGUAGCAGUGAUGCAAUUACUCAUAACCAUUGUUGUUGUGACAUUUGUGAGCAAAGUUGUACAUGUGAGCAGGAAGUAUGCCCAAUGCAACAUGUUUAUUAUAAAGAAACCAAGAGGAUCCCAUCAUCACAUGUUGUUAGAAAUGUGACAACUGAACAAAAACAGUUACUAACAUCUGCACUUGAUGCUUAUAGAGUGUCAAUAAAUCUUGAUGUGUGUGAUGAAUCAUUUAUUGUACCUUCUGAGGCGUCACAUGGUUUUUCAGAGUUUGUUAUUGGAGAAAUAGUUGACAAAUGUGCUUGUUUAUUUUCUGCUGAUGAUGUAAUGCAGCAUAUUCAUAUUUGGUCAUAUGCACAUGCAAAGGAGGUGAUAAAAAUUAUAAAUGUAAUUUUUGAUGAUUCUGACAUUGUCUAUACAAAUGAUGAAGAUGAUAUUUACUCAUAUGAUGAUAUUGCAUAUUAUGAUUGA
Molecule: messenger RNA, 1662 nt
Organism: Saccoglossus kowalevskii
Lineage: Eukaryota; Metazoa; Hemichordata; Enteropneusta; Harrimaniidae
Product: Werner syndrome ATP-dependent helicase-like
Source: RefSeq, a predicted model, not a curated record